Eimeria mitis is the source of this 195-nucleotide messenger RNA. RefSeq lists its product as uncharacterized. The record is from RefSeq and is a predicted model, not a curated record. NCBI's taxonomy places the organism in Eukaryota, Apicomplexa, Conoidasida, Eucoccidiorida, Eimeriidae. The transcript is spliced from 2 exons. Bases 1 to 195 code for a protein of 64 amino acids.
AUGGCAGCAGCUGCAGCAGGAGGAGAAGCAGCAGCAGCAGCAGCAGGGGUGACAGCAGCAGCUAAGCAGCAGCAGCAGCAGCAGCAGCAGCAGCAGCAGCAGCAGGAACUGCAGCAGGAUGAGGAGGAAUGGCAGCAGCUGCAGCAGGAGCAGAAACAGCAGCAGAAGCAGCAGCAGCAGCAGCAGCAGGGGUGA